AUGACGCCAGAGAGAAGACGUGACAUUGUUGAGCGUCUUGGCUAUUGUACAAAUUGUUUGGCUCGAAGCCAUACUAUAAGGUCGUGCACCUCGAUGGAGUCUUGCAUAAAAUGCAACCAACUCCACCACACCAUGUUGCAUCCAUCGAGGACACGCAGCCCAUCGCCCAACAUGUCCACCGUCAGCAGUCGACGCAAUCGGGAUACCGAGACCCAGAUAGAACCGCACCAACAACCACUUCAACAUCAUCAUCAACAUCGUCAAAGUCAUCAUCAGCGUCGUCAACAUCAUCAUCAGCAUCGUCAACACCGGAACAAUCAUCCUCGUCAGCCACAUCAUCGUCGUCAUCAACGCCAACAGCCACAUCAUCGUCGUCAUCAAACUCAACAACGUCAUCAAACUCAACAACAUCAACUUCAACAAUCACCAGCUCCAGUUGUUUCAACUAUCACACCACCAGUGCCAGAUCAACAUAUCUUGGCUGAAGCUAUAAAAUCGCUGGCCAACGUAUUAUGCUUUCAAAGCAAGCCAGAAUAA
This is a messenger RNA of Calliphora vicina (urban bluebottle blowfly), 537 nucleotides long. RefSeq names its product G-box-binding factor-like. The coding region runs from base 1 to 537 and encodes 178 amino acids. The record is from RefSeq and is a predicted model, not a curated record. The transcript has a single exon. NCBI's taxonomy places the organism in Eukaryota, Metazoa, Arthropoda, Insecta, Diptera, Calliphoridae.